Medicago truncatula (barrel medic) is the source of this 1663-nucleotide messenger RNA. RefSeq names its product putative GDP-L-fucose synthase 2. Bases 403 to 1365 code for a protein of 320 amino acids. The record is from RefSeq and is a predicted model, not a curated record. NCBI's taxonomy places the organism in Eukaryota, Viridiplantae, Streptophyta, Magnoliopsida, Fabales, Fabaceae. The transcript has 3 exons. Gene Ontology annotation, biological process: nucleotide-sugar biosynthetic process. Gene Ontology annotation, molecular function: GDP-L-fucose synthase activity.
GCUUAUUUAUGAGAAAUUUGCGCUAAGCAUAAAGUGAAAUUUCCUACACAAGCAAGCAGCAGGCAUAGGAACACAACAACAGUACAUAGGUAAAAAACAAUCGAGGAGGGUGCAGUGCAGGAAACUCCCUUCCAUAAAAUCCGUUCUCUUGUUCCCUAACAACUCUCAACCUCACUCUCUCAUCUCAUCUGCGACCAACAGGUUAGUAGCUGAUUCGAUCUGCCAGAAUCCUUUCAGAUCUGACCUUCCACCACCGGAGUCCGAUUCCCCGGAGUUUCAUUCACCCGUUGGAUCGGAUUCUCUUUUACCCACAAACCCAUUUCACUUCCUUUGUCUAGCUUCAAGUUUUAGGAUUUCAUUUGGAAUUUUGAAGUUGGAAGAGCUUUGUAGCAAUUCUCAAAUAUGGGAAGCCAAAACGCAGCAGCAUUUUUUGAUUAUAAAUCUGCCAAGGUUUUUGUUUCCGGUCAUCGAGGUCUUGUUGGUUCGGCCAUUGUUCGCAAGCUGACUCAACUCGGGUUCACAAAUCUAAUCUUGAGAACUCAUACGGAGCUUGAUCUCACUCGACAAUCUGAUGUUGAAGCCUUCUUUGCAUCCACGAAGCCUGAGUUUGUCAUUGUAGCUGCUGCCAAAGUUGGUGGUAUCCAUGCCAACAACACCUAUCCUGCUGAUUUCAUUGCCAUCAACCUCCAGAUCCAGACCAAUGUCAUUGAUUCUGCUUAUCGCAAUGGUGCUAAAAAGCUUUUGUUUUUGGGUUCCUCUUGCAUUUACCCUAAAUUUGCACCUCAACCAAUCCCUGAAGAUGCUUUGCUUACUGGCCCCUUAGAGCCCACAAAUGAAUGGUAUGCCAUUGCCAAGAUUGCCGGGAUCAAAAUGUGUCAAGCAUACAGAAUUCAGCACAAGUGGGAUGCAAUUUCAGGGAUGCCGACCAACUUAUACGGACCAAAUGAUAAUUUCCAUCCCGAAAAUUCACACGUUUUGCCUGCUUUGAUGAGGAGGUUUCAUGAGGCAAAGGUCAACGGUGCAAAGGAGGUAGUGGUGUGGGGUACGGGGAGUCCACUGAGGGAGUUUUUGCACGUUGACGAUUUGGCAGAUGCAGUUGUCUUUAUGAUGGAAAAGUACAGUGGAGUUGAGCAUUUGAAUGUAGGGAGUGGAAAGGAGGUUACAAUUAAGGAAUUGGCUGAGUCAAUGAAGGAAGUUGUGGGUUUUGAAGGCGAUCUCGUUUGGGAUAGUACUAAGCCCGAUGGGACACCAAGAAAGCUGAUGGAUAGCUCAAAACUUGCAGCCCUUGGUUGGACACCGAAAGUCUCACUUAAGGAUGGGCUUGUUGAUACCUAUAAGUGGUACUUAGAGAAUGUCAAGCAAUGAUUCUUCUGGUUAUAAGCAGAAUGUGCCAUAUCAAGUUUUAUAUAGGUUUUGCCAUUUCACUAAGAUGAGUUAUUUUUAUUAAAUAAUUAUCCAGUUACAGUUAUGAUCCAUUUUUCUGUACUAAUUAUGUGGGAUGAAUACUUGAGUGCUAUUUUGUUUAUUUAUCUUGUUCAAGAUAUCAUGGUAAUGAAGAUCCAUUGUUAAAGACCAUGAACAGAAGUUAGUUCAUGUUCAUAUGGUUUGUUUUAAAAGUUUAUGCCGAUUAGCAGUUUUUUUAGUGUUCUCUUCCACCAAGUUA